Messenger RNA from Panicum hallii, 3072 nucleotides. RefSeq lists its product as uncharacterized. The record is from RefSeq and is a predicted model, not a curated record. Bases 1 to 3072 code for a protein of 1023 amino acids. Lineage: Eukaryota; Viridiplantae; Streptophyta; Magnoliopsida; Poales; Poaceae. The transcript has 6 exons.
AUGGAUAGAAGUUGGGUGCAUGCAAGACUGUUUUCUCAAGAUUACAUCAACGGUGUCAAAGAAUUUAUGAGCUUCAUUCAUGGAAAAUUUGAAGAGGAUGAAGAAAUUUUAUGCCCAUGCAGUAGAUGUCUUAAUCAGAAGUACCAGCAUCUAGCUCUUGUGCAGAGGCAUAUAUUGAUGAAUGGCAUGCAAAGUACAUACACUCGAUGGAUUCAUCAUGGAGAGAACUUUGAUGUCUAUGCUAAUGAGCAUUCUAUUGAGGUGCAUGAAUAUGAUUCUUUACAAGAAUUGGGUAUGAAUGAGCACGACAACUAUAGUGAUGGUAAUUUGAAUGAGUUGUUACAAGACUUACACAACGCAGAGAAAGAUAAAGAAGAUGGUGAAAAUGAGAAUGAUGCAGAACCUAGUGACAAUGGGUCAUUUUUCAAAAUAAUGAUGAAAGAGGCCAAGCGUCAGCUUUAUCCAGGUUGUACUAAAUUUUCAAAGUUGACCUUUGUGGUAAAGCUUCUACACAUGAAGUCAUUUUAUAGGAUAUCCAAUUCUGCAUUUUCAGCAAUAUUAAAGCUUUUGUCUGAUGCUUUCCCAGAAUGCAAUACACUCCCUAAAUCAUAUUAUGAAGCAAAGACUCUUUUAAAGGAAUUAGGUCUUGGGUAUGAAUCAAUACAUGUGUGCUACAAUAAUUGUGUGCUCUUCAGAAACAAAUAUGCCAAGCUUGACAAUUGCCUUGUUUGUGGUCUCUCAAGAUGGGUUGAUGCUGAAAGAAAGAAGAUCCCACAGAAAGCGUUACGGCAUUUUCCUUUGAUACCUAGGCUACAAAGGAUGUUUGUGAACAAAGAAGCAGCAGAACAAGCACAGUGGCACAAGCUAAAGCGAAAUCCUAAGGAGAAGGAAAUGAGUCACCCUGCUGAUGGUGAGGCAUGGCAAGAUUUUGACAGAGAAUAUCCAGAUUUUGCAAAAGAUGCUAGAAACCUUAGACUUGGACUAGCUACUGAUGGAUUUAACCCUUUUUCAGAAAAGAACACCAAAUACAGCAUGUGGCCUGUACUUGUUGUGCCAUAUAACCUUCCACCUUGGAUGUGUAUGGAUGAGACAAAUUUCAUCAUGGCUUUGCUUAUUCCUGGUCCUGCAUCACCUGGAAAGGACUUUGAUGUAUUUUUAGAACCUCUUAUAGAAGAUUUACUUGAGCUUUGGACAGGUGUACGUACUUAUGAUGCUCGAAGUGGAAAAAAGUUUAACCUUCAUGCUGCAGUUUUAUGGUGCAUCCACGAUUACCCAGCUUUGAGCACUCUUUCAGGGCGUACAACAAAAGGCUAUUUUGCAUGUAUUCAUUGUGACAAGCACCCUCUUUCAUACAGAUUGAGGAGCAAAAUUAGUUAUUUUGGGCAUUUUCAUUUCCUUCCAAUGGGACAUCGCUUGCAUAGAAAUAAUGAAUAUGUUGGUCUUCAUGAAAGCAAUGAUCCACCAAGUAAAUUCUCUAUAGAAGAGUUGAUGGCUGAACUAGAGAGAGUUAAACAUGUUAGGCCUGGGAAGCAACAAGGAAAUAGGAAAAGAAAGCAUUCUGAUAUGGACAAGGAUGAGGUGGUAGUUUGGAGUCGGAUGGUUAGUUUAUGGAAGUUACCAUAUUGGAAUAAUUUGAAACUGAGACAUAAUCUUGAUGUCAUGCAUAUUGAGAAAAAUAUAUGCAAGAACUUGAUUGGGACAAUUCUCAAUAUACCUGGGAAGACAAAGGACACAGUUAAAGCUAGGCUUGAUCUGAAAGAUUUGGGUAUUCGAAAGGAGCUACAAUUUAGAGAGCAUGGAGAUUCAUAUGAGAUGACUCAUGCAAGAUACACCUUGUCCACAGAACAAAAGAAGACAUUUUAUGAUUUUUUACGAGAGGUGAAGUUUCCAGAUGGAUUUGCCUCCAACAUAUCAAGAUGUGUAAAUGCUGAGGGAACCAGGGACUUGUGCAGCAGAAUUCUUAACAAGGAUGUGUUGGCUGAAAUGAAGAAAGAAAUCCCAAUAUUUUUGGUAAAACUUGAGAAAAUAUUUCCCCCGGCUUUCUUUGAUGUGAUGGUACACCUAGCUGUACAUCUACCUGAUGAGGCAUUGCUGCGAGGUCCUGUGCAAUAUGGUUGGAUGUACCUAAUUGAAAGGCGGUUGUAUACUUUGAAGCCCUAUGUGAGGAAUAGGGCACGACCAGAAGGCUCAAUUGCUGAGGCUUAUAUUGCAGAUGAGUGCUUGACAUUUUGUUCUAAAUACAUGGACGAUGUAGAAACAAGAUUUAAUCGGGAAUCAAGAAAUAAAGGGUUCUCUAAUGAGGAAGCCUACAAUGUUGAUGUUUUUGGACAUGGAGUUAAUUUCACCUCUGCUUGUGAACUAGUGUAUGAUGAUAGUGCCAUUGAUCAAAUGGUAUGGUAUGUUCUGAACAAUUGUAGUCAGGUUGACAAAUAUGUGAGAAUAUUCAGAGAUGAAUUAGAGAGGGAAGGGCUGCCUAACAUUGAAAGAACUUUGCAGCAGGGAUUCCAGACUUGGUUCAGGAACCAUAUCCUGAGGUUGCGGAAUAUAAAUCAAGAAGAGGUUGAUGAUGAUCUAUUUUCCUUGGCUUGUGGUCCUGAUUUCAGAGUUAGAAAAUACUCCUCAUGCAUAGUGAAUGGAGUGCGGAAGAGGACUAAACUUAAAGAUGAUGGCUUUUUUAAAAGCAUUAAUUUUGGAAGUCUAUGGUACAAAAAUGAUCCCUAUAUUCUGGCCACUCAAGCAAGGAAGGUCUUCUAUUUGGCAGACACAAAAUUGGGUAAAAGUUGGCAUGUUGUUCAGACGUUUGAGCAUAGGCAUCUUUAUAAUGUGAGUGAAAAUGAAGCUACACAACAUAAUACUCCUGCACAUCAAGAAGAUGAGUGUUGUGAAGAGAAUGGUAUCCGGCAAAGGGUUUCUGACAUUGUAUAUGAGAAGCCUUUAAGUAGAGAUGAUGAACAAGGAACAUAUCAAGAAGUGCAUGAGAGUGAUAGUGAAGAAGAAGAUGUCACGAUUGUUGAGUACUGCAGUGAUGCUGAAGAAGGUGUCACAAAUGAGGUUGACAGUGAUGACGAAUAG